Molecule: messenger RNA, 327 nt
Organism: Fusarium poae
Lineage: Eukaryota; Fungi; Ascomycota; Sordariomycetes; Hypocreales; Nectriaceae
Exons: 1
Coding region: 1-327 (108 amino acids)
Source: RefSeq, a predicted model, not a curated record
AUGCCUUACCCCCGCCAUGACUUCGAUAUCGAAGUGAAUUGGGAGCCUAAGCAAGAGUCUCCCCUGAUGUGGUUCGACAAGAACGGCGAUUUUUACAAAAAGACCGGUAUCUUCAUGGCUUCCGUGGAGCGAAACGACUGGGCCUACUGGUACAAGUACGAAAUCAGAAUCCAUACCGAUGAUCCCUAUGCGUACACCUUUUACGAUGAGGAGGGUGACAGCUAUGACUUGACGGUGAACUUGCCAAAGUUUAGCGCCAGUACGCACGAUGUCAACUAUAAUUCGAACAAGCCCAAGAUUGUCAGAGUUGUUGGAAAGGCCAUUUGA